AUGGCUAUGACGUCCAGCUACUUGCAAGAGCAGUCACUUGUGCAGGUAGGAGUGUGUCUGGAGACGCCCGUCUUUUCUCGAACGUCCUGAAAUGAAGGCUCUUUACAUUUGAUCGUCGUCCCGCGGUCCUCUCCCGAUUUGAACCACUAGGGAUCCGUUACUGAACAGUACCGCAGCUGUUGCAGCAAAGUACAUCACAUUUCAGCGGGUCAACGGUUACGGUGUGAGGUGGUGCGCGGAGCGCACCGCCGAACCUAGUCCUUCUAUAUAACCAAGUUGUCCCCAAGACAAAGACAAACCACGUGGUGUGACGUCAUAGGCAGCUCUCGGUCCAGUGCGUCCCAGCUAGCUAGCGCUGUUUCAGAAUGGGUCGGCCGGCCAGACAGGGCGCCCGAAAGCCCAGCCAGAGGCGGCCCGCAAAUUUGGACAUUCUUGGCUCAAAAUGGGUCAAGGCUCACCUCAUUUUUGGACAUUUUCCUCCCUCCGGUCGAACUUUGA
This is a messenger RNA of Microbotryum saponariae, 498 nucleotides long. Lineage: Eukaryota; Fungi; Basidiomycota; Microbotryomycetes; Microbotryales; Microbotryaceae. The record is from the annotation of a GenBank genome assembly.